Prorocentrum cordatum is the source of this 636-nucleotide messenger RNA. NCBI's taxonomy places the organism in Eukaryota, Dinophyceae, Prorocentrales, Prorocentraceae. The record is from the annotation of a GenBank genome assembly.
AUGCAAUGGUUCAACGAUUGCCGCGGUACUUGCGUAGACGAACGGCACGGGGGCGAAGGGGUCGACCCGCUGCAGAAACUGCGCGACGCCACCAUCUCAGCGGACGGACAGACGCGCGGCAUCAGCAUGAACGCAUUCACGGAUGACAUUGCGAAGCGGAAGCAACCGGGCAAGGAGUCGCUGCUAGACCGGAGGGACGGGGCGCGCGGCCGGCUCGCGCCGGCCUCGCCCUUCCCGUUCCCGUUCCCGCCGCCGCCGCGGCAGCGGGUCGCCAGCCUCGUCUGCGGCGUCGUGGCCGUGCCGACGGUGUCGAGCGUGCAUUGGCAGGCCGACAGGGGGCAGCCUGGGCAGCCGCGCCAGCGCUGGCGACCCGGCCAGCCGCGCCACUGCCAGCGGCCAAGGCGCAGCCUCGUCGCGCCGGCGACGGGCAUCUCGCGGCUCGGAGCCGUGCGAGUCGCCCAUGCGCAUGCCGUCGUGGAGGGGGUGGACCCCGGGUUGGUGAGCAGCACCGAGACCGACCGCCUGGUGGCGAGCGUGGCGCGGCUGCUCUGCCGGCACGUGGCGGAGGCCGCAGGCGUGGCGGCCCGGGGGGCCUCCGAGGCAUGGAAGGAGAGGCGCCCGUGGCGAGUCGGGUAG